Molecule: messenger RNA, 4749 nt
Organism: Danio rerio (zebrafish)
Lineage: Eukaryota; Metazoa; Chordata; Actinopteri; Cypriniformes; Danionidae
Source: RefSeq, a predicted model, not a curated record
CACCUACUGAGUUUACACUCAAAAUACAGACCACCAGCGUUUUGCUUUUUUAAUCUCAGUGUUUACUCAAUAUGUGAUUAUUAACUUUUGCUCAAAAGUGUGCGUGCCAAGGUCACAUUUAAAAAAAAUGCUUACUUAUACCAAAUUCACACACACGCACACACACACCUGCUAGUGGAGUGCUGUUCGAGUUGCUGCUGGACCUGCGUCUGCUCGCAGGAGGACUACAUUAUUCUGGACGUUCUCUGACUUUACGUUCGCGGUCAAGAAAGAUAACAGGAGUCUACUGUCUAGUAAUGUAGCGUACGCUGUUAAAAUCAGUUCCGCCACCUGUGCGCUUUUAUUUGCAGUGAGAGCGAAAAGCGCGUGAUAGACAGCGCGCAGUCAUUCGCUCCUCCGCACGAGACUCGUCGGGAUGUCAGCCGCUGCUCGCAGAAACUCGUCCAAAACAGGCAACGGCGUGGAGCCCGAUCCAGAUAGGGUUCGGACCCUACGGAGAGAACUGUCGAAUGAGUACACGCGCAAUGAACUGGAUAAUAUCAUGGAGUCUUCAUCUAGAGAUUAUAGGAUCUCCAGAGGAAGUUUUAAAGGUACUCCAGGAGCCUCGGAUGAUAAUGUACCUACAGUGCUGGCUAUGCAGCUGACUAUGGUGGAGGGGCCGGAUCGACUUCCUGCCGAUGAGAACACACAGGAAGUGCUCUGCAGGAAGCUCUGUGUGCUGGAAGCUGACCUCUCAGGGGUUGUCACCUUGAUAUCUGAACUGUCUGCUCAUUUUGUAUCCAUUUACAGUGAGGAAAGGACUAUAUUUAUCACUUUUAAAACCAUUGAUGAUAUAUGGAGGUUCAGCACCUACUACAGAAUGGGCUUCUUGGGUCAGUGUAUGGAAAAUCUCCUCAUGGACCAGGAGUUUUGGUUAACCUCCCUUGACCACCAUUCAGGAAUUGAGAUCUCAAUUAAAGAGGAGACACUAAAUUUAAUGUACAAAGGUUUUCUAAUGCAAGAAGGGUCUUUCUUUGGAUGCUGCACAGCCAAUCAGAUGUUUGACAGCUCAACAUCAGGAAAGGACCUUUAUCUAGAGAAGGGGGACAUCGCUCUGUUUGAGCCUCCCUUUUUAGGGUCAGGCUGGACUGUCCUGUCACUAGCAGAGGGGUCUAGAGGAACCAAAGCAAAGCCAGCUCUGGAGCCAGUCACCCCCUUUCAUGAGUGGUUUUUAAAGUCCUGCCCAGAGACUGUGUUAGUGGGUGGAGGAAAGGACACUAUUGACCUCCCAUUCCAGAUUGCGGUAGGAGUGUGUGAGACCAUAGAGGACUAUGACGCUGAUGGGCCUGAUGAACUGAGCUUCCAGACUGGUGAACGCAUCAUCAUCCAGGGCCUGCUGGUGGCCUGUUUUGAAUGGUUUAUGGGGCAAUCAGAGAAAACUGGGGAUACUGGACUUGUCAAAACAAGACUAGUCAAAGCCACCGGUUCUUUUUGUGAAUCAUCUGACAUGUUCUUGAAGGAUGAGGACAGACAAAUUGUUACUUUGGAUCAUGAGCAAAUUAAAGAGGAGACUCUUUCUUUAUUGAAGAAAACAUGCCAGUGUGAUGUUGGCACAAACUACAAACUUGAUGUGGCAAAAGAAAUUUCAGGUUCAGUUCAAAGCAAGAGUCAUCAAACAGAAGUCAGCAAUUUAAAACAGAAAGUCAGCCACGUAUUGAGUGAGGCACAAGAGACUCAAAGAAAUGAGGUUUCAGCGCUGAUCAUCAAUCACCAGAAGGAGAAACAAAGAAAUGACACAGAAGUGUCCCAGGACACCCCUCGUUUUUCUGUCUGCUCAGAUAAGGAAGGCAGCAGUCCAGAUGAACAUCACGCUCUCCUCUCCUUCUUGAGCAGUCGUGAGCACCAGCCAGAGUUCACCCUCUUAUACAGAGCUUACCCAGAAUUCCUCAUGACACAUUUUGAGGGUCACUCUGAUGAAGAGGAUAUAGUAACGUAUUUAGGCAUAGCUCGAGAACUGGCACGGAAGAAGCGUGUCUCAUGGGCACAGAGCCGUAUCUGUUUUCUUCUCGGACAGCUUUGUGCAGGGAGAUCAAAGUUCUCUCAAGCUCGUGUUUAUUAUGAAGAAGCCUUAAAUGUACCUCGGGAUAGUUUCUCAGACAUGCUUCUGCUCUCUGCCCUUUAUUCCAACCUGGCGCUCAUUUACUUGACACAGAAGAACCACGAGAAGUUCUUCGCUUUGUCAGAACGCUUUUCUGCUUUGUUAAUGGCUGUCCCUGAUUGUUUGUUUGGCUGUGAGGAUCCUGAGGUGUUGAAGUAUGUGCUGAAAAAAGCCGUCCUGGCCAAAAGUCAGCUCGCUGAGGCCCGAGCCUGUUUUCUUCUGGCAAAGCUCCACCUGAAGAUUAAAGAUGCUGUGAGUGUUGUCCCGUUCAUUGAAAGGCUUUUAAUCCUUGCCGAUGAGCUUCCUGAAGUAUGUGAUGAGGCUAUGUGCCAUGUUUCCCUGGUGUUAGCGAGACUCUACAGUGAGCAGGGUUUACCUCGCCUGGCUGAAAGCUGUGCACGCCGGGCAUCACUUCAGGUAGGAGUCACCGUGUCCCACUGUCUCUGUGGUGUUUCUUUAUUACUGGAAAAUGCUCCAGAGCUACAUGGAGUGUCCAUCCCAACACAAGUGGCUCCAUUCCUGACCCGUGCUGCUGCUUUAGCCCCCCUGCACAAUGAUCCCACACUGGUUCACAUCCACGCUCUGUGUUUGUCCUGGCUCUUCCACAGACACAACAUGCCUGAAAGAGCUGUUCGCUACAUGUGCGCCAUCCUGGAACACUCUAGCAUGUCCAGCAUUGGCAAAUCAGACGCCACCACUGCGUUCAUCUGGCUGGCAUGGCUGUACAUCUGUAACCAGCAGCCUGGCACAGCUCUAGAAGUGCUGGAUGCUGUGCUGGCAUCACUGCCCGAACACUGCACUACUCAUCUGGAAGGUGUGGUUUACAACAUGCGGGCUAUUUCAUACAGACAUUCAGCAGAUAUCCGUCAGGCCGCUGAGAGCUAUCAAGCCGCGAUUGAGAUUUGUGAGGAGUUUGAGGAUAGACAUAACUGGGCUGUGGCGCUGGCCAAUUUUGGAUUCAUGUGCUUGCAAGUCAAAGCUAAAAGGCUGGCAGAGGAGAACCUGUGUCAGUCAAUGGAGCUUUUCUCUGGGCUUGAGGACGAAGGGCAUGAACUCAGCUUUAUUCUGGUGCUUCUCCAGUUGGGGAGACACUUUAUUUCUCAGGGAAACAGCGAGAGUGGGAAGAUCUACUAUGAAUGGGCCCUGUUGAUCGCCACUUAUAUCGAUAACAUUGAGAGCCAACUGCACACCACUCGUCACCUGUGUGAGCUUUAUGAAGAUGUGUGUCCAGAUGAAGCCCAGUGCAUCAUCUAUAAUGAGCACCAGCUCAACCUCCUCCAGCGGAUUGGAGACAAAAGUUCAGAAGCAGAGAUCCUUGAGAAGAUCAGCCAGCUCUACCUCAACCUGGCUACUGAGAAAGCUAACAGAGCUGCUUUAGAUUACACCAAACGAAGUCUGGCCAUCUUCAUUGACUUGGGCAAGAAACGCAAAGAGGCUCAUGCCUGGUUACGAGCGGGGAAGAUUUACCACAUCCUCCAACAGACAGAACUGGUGGACCUCUAUGUUCAGGUAGCUCAGGACAUGGCUUUGAACACGGGAGACACACUUUUCACACUGGAGAUGCUGGAGGCAGCUGGAGACGUGUUCUUCAACAGUUCACAGGACCGAGACAAAGCCAUCUGCUUUUACAGGGACCGAGCUCUUCCAAUUGCAGUGAAGACGAGCAGUGUUGGCUCUCAGCUCCGGCUGUGUAAUAAACUCUCAGAGCUUCUGCUGCAGCUGGGACAGAGUUCAGAGGCCCUUGAGUUUGCUCAGACUGCAUUAGACAUCAGCGUGAGUCUCGCUGACCGUUUGAAUGAGAGAGUGGCUUUCCAUCGACUUGCCACACUUUACCAUUGUCUGGGUCAGUUUGAAAUGGCGGAGCACCACUUUCUGAAAGCCCUGUCUCUGUGCCCAUCUCCCCUGCAGUAUGACGAGGAAGCCCUGUAUUAUGUCAGGGUUUACCAGACCCUUGGAGACAUCAUCUUUUAUGACGUAAAGGACCCUUUUGAUGCUGCUGGCUAUUAUCACCUGGCUUUGGCUGCUGCGAUGGAUCUGGGCAAUAAGAGGUCUCAGCUGCAGCUCUGCACCCGACUGGCCACCAUCUAUCACAACUUCCUCAUGGACCGUGAGCUCUCACUCUUCUUCUACCAGCGAGCACGAGUUUUCGCUAAUGAUCUACACAUUCGCAGAAUCAACCUGGCUCCAGACUACAGCUUCAGGUCCACAUCCCAGUACAAACACACGAUAACUGGGGCAGCAAGAUAGAACUUUACUUAAUUGGAUAUGACACUUCACUGCAUGUUUUGAUUUGGCUUGUGUGUGAAUUUCCUAUGUUUACUUUAUGUUUGCCGGAUGUUAUGUGUGUUGGUUGAUCUAUUUACAGAAUAUCUGACUCAUGUUGAUCGGUCCAGCAAGUGUUUACUGGAGUGAUACAGCUUUUAGGCACUGCUUGCUUUCUGUUUUAAUUCUAAAAUGGAAAAAAAAGUGACUUUUAUAUGACCUACUUGGCAGAAUAUCUCAUGACUGAAGCAAUCAGAUAUGUUAUUAUCUACAAUUAAUGAAGAUAAUCUUAAAGAAUCAUUCACCCAAACAUGAUAAUUACUGCAUAAUAUACCAACUCUCAUGCCAUU